AUAGAUGUAGAGAUAGAGAUAGAUAUAGAUAUAGAUAUAGUUGCGAUCUAGUGUUUGUUUCGUCCUUUCUCUAUUUCAGCCAUCCAUGUCGGAGUCGCAGCCGGGCUUGAUGGACUGUCUCAAUGACACCAACGAAUAUACGUCGCGCUGUCUUCCGAGCUCAGAGCUCGAGGAUAAAGAGCGAUGGGUCGGGUACGUGGUCGUGGUUGCGUUAAUCUUCGGCGGCGGGAUAUGGCUUAAAUGCUUCGGGGAGUGGCGGUGCGAGGGAUACCUGGGAGAUCGGGUGCUCAUGUCCGACAUUCUCUUAGUGGCAGCGCUACUACUCAUGUGCGUAAUCGGCUUCGUUUGCAAAUAUUGCGGCAAUUGCUGUAUGAGAAUAGCACAGAUACCGUUAUGUUCGCUGUUCAUUGUGUACGUGGCCUGCUUUCUGGCGCUGCUCUACUACACAAUCUUCGCCUUUGUCGUCACGCAGAGUCGGGGAGCGGGAUCUGACUGGCUGCGGAAUAGGUGGAACGAUGGCUACUGGAGCGCGAUCGGGACGUGCCUUUACGACGAUCGCAACCUGUGCAAGCUCGACAAGUCGCCCCGCUCCGCGUACCCGGAAGAAAGCAUCGGGCUCCCGACUGGACAAGCGCAGGGAGGAGGGCGGUAUCCGCCGCCGCCGCCCCGCGCGGGCGCGCAGACCAGCGCCGGGCUGCCCCAUCGACCUGUGCAAGCCGGAGGAAGGAGGCUGCUCGCGGCCUUCGCACCAUCAUCAUCAUCAUCAUCACCAUCACCAGCAGCAGCAGCAGAGGCGAGCACUGCUGCUGGGUCGACUGGGCUGCUCCGCCCAUCCGAUCCAGUGCACCGAGCUGAUGACAUGUCCCGUUUGCAGAGGAGCUGCUGCGCCAUGCCUGUUGGGUGUGCAGAUAGCCUAGCAGCAGACGGCAGCGGCGUGUACUAUACGAAGAAGAAGAAUGGCACCGCACGGGGAAGUAGUAGUAUGCCUCCCCCUUUGACUUCAGACUGCGACCGAUUCAACAACAGCGAUUAUAAGAACCCCCUGUGCUUCGGGUGCGACGAUUGUAAGGAAGCGUUCGAGGCCAAUGUGAAGAAAGCAUGGCGUUAUUUCGCCAUUUACAAGAUAGUCUGGUUGGCGGUCUUUGCGGCGCCAAUCUGCGCUGCGAUUCUGGGAAGGGAGGAGGCAGCCUAGGCAAAAAAACGCGCCAAGGAAGCUCAUCAGUCGCAGUUGGAGGCGGGGGAAUGAGGGCAAGCGGCGGGGGCGAAAAACCGUAGACACCUUUCUUGAC
This is a messenger RNA of Chara braunii, 1289 nucleotides long. Lineage: Eukaryota; Viridiplantae; Streptophyta; Charophyceae; Charales; Characeae. The record is from the annotation of a GenBank genome assembly.